This is a messenger RNA of Phyllopteryx taeniolatus (common seadragon), 1845 nucleotides long. RefSeq names its product melanocortin receptor 5-like. Lineage: Eukaryota; Metazoa; Chordata; Actinopteri; Syngnathiformes; Syngnathidae. The record is from RefSeq and is a predicted model, not a curated record. Gene Ontology annotation, molecular function: melanocortin receptor activity. Gene Ontology annotation, biological process: G protein-coupled receptor signaling pathway. The transcript is spliced from 5 exons. Gene Ontology annotation, cellular component: membrane. Bases 192 to 1196 code for a protein of 334 amino acids.
GGUUGACGAACCCUCCCAUCUCUCUUUCUCUCUAAAACCCUCACCGCGUAGCAUGCUCACUCUGAUGGAUCGUGAAUCCGCUAUCCAAUCAGUCCACUAAAACACUAAAGAGAAGAUUUAAGUCACUGCUACUGCAAGAGCCUGCAAUAAAAUGCCAUUCCGACUUGAGCAACAGUGAUUUGGAUCAGAACAUGUCUCUUGGGUCCUCCAACAAAGAGGAGAUGUUCACGGGUAACUCCACUUUGCCGUACCUCUCCAACUUCAGCCUGGCAGACAAGGCUGGGACAAGCAAACCUGUAGCAUGUGAGCAGCUCCACAUCGCUGUGGAGGUCUUUCUGACCUUGGGGAUCAUCUCCUUAUUAGAGAAUAUCCUGGUUAUUACAGCCAUAGUAAAGAACAAAAACCUUCAUUCACCCAUGUACUUCUUCAUCUGCAGUUUGGCAGUAGCUGACAUGUUAGUGAGUGUGUCCAAUGCCUGGGAAACUGUCGUCAUUUACCUGCUCAACAACAGACAGCUGGUGGUGGAGGAGCACUUCAUUCGCCACAUGGACAACAUUUUUGAUUCCAUGAUUUGCAUCUCUGUGGUCGCAUCAAUGUGCAGUCUAGUGGCCAUCGCUGUGGACAGGUAUAUUACUAUUUUCUAUGCACUGAGAUACCACAACAUCAUAACGGUGCGGCGAGCUGGCUGCGUCAUUGGGGGAAUCUGGACCUUCUGCACAGGCUGUGGGAUUAUCUUUAUUAUCUACUCCGAUACCACGUCUGUCAUCAUCUGUCUUGUGGCCAUGUUCUUCAGCAUGCUGCUCAUAAUGGCAUCCCUUUACAGCCACAUGUUCAUGCUGGCCCGUUCACAUGUCAAGCGCAUUGCUGCCCUGUCAGGUUACAACACCAUCCAUCAGCAGACCAGCAUGAAGGGCGCCAUCACACUGACCAUUCUCCUUGGGAUCUUCAUCGUCUGCUGGGCUCCCUUCUUCCUCCAUCUCAUCCUUAUGAUAUCCUGUCCACGGAACCUCUACUGUGGGUGCUUCAUGUCCCACUUUAACAUGUACCUAAUCCUCAUCAUGUGCAAUUCUGUCAUUGACCCAUUGAUCUAUGCCUUCAGGAGUCAGGAGAUGAAGAAAACCUUUAAGGAGUUAUUUUGUUGUUUUAACCUUAGGAAUUGCUACACUAGCAUAUGUGCUCUGACUGGAAAGUGCUGAACAACAAAAAGUGAAAAGUGAAAAGAAAUUUGACACUGGAACUUUUUAAAAAGCCAUUAUGUAGAAUUAGAUUGACUGUAUGACACACAGCAGCACGGUGGGCGACUGGUUAGCACAGUUCUAAGGCCCCGCCUGUGUGGAGUUUGCAUGUUCUCCUCGUGCCUACGUGGGUUUUCUCUGGGCACUCCGGUUUCCUCCCACAUCCCAAAAACAUGCAUGGUAGGUUGAUUGAAGACUCUCAAUUGCCCGUAGGUGCGAAUGCGAGUGCGAAUGGUUGUUUGCUUAUAUGUGCCCUGCGAUUGGCUGGCGACCAGUUCAGGGUGUACCCUGCCUCCUGCCCUAUGAUAGCUGGGAUAGGCUCCAGCACGCCCGCGACCUGCGUGAGGAUAAGGCGGUACAGAAAAUGUAAAGAUGGAUGGAUGGAUGACACACACUACAGUUACAUGACCUUAUAGAAAAUCAAACUGUUGCAUCAGAGGAACUAAAACAGUAUACUCAGGGCAUGUAAACUAGUUGAAUGAAAUGAUAAUAAAUCAAAAGCCUUAUGAUUAUGCACCUGAAUAAAGAGGUUAGAUUGUUCACCAACUCUAUUUUUGGGUGGUAAAGAGGGGGGCAAAUAUGUAAUAAACUGUGCAUGUAAUGACCACAA